UUUGACUAGGCCUAUACCUUCUCUUCCGGUUACAUAUAUAUAUUUUUUUUAAGGUUUUCGUCUCCUGUUUUUUCACUUCCAUCCUUCUCUCCCUCUUCCAAGUUUGCAAGAGAGAAAGAAUAAGAUGUCUACUUUGGCUGUCCUAUCUGCGUUAUUUCUCCUUCUUCAAUGUCCUCUCUUAUCCCUCUCAACCAACUCUGAAGGAAAAGCUCUUAAUGCUUUGAGAAGAAGACUUUCUGACCCCAACAACGUGCUACAGAGCUGGGACCCAACUCUCGUUAAUUCUUGUACUUGGUUUCAUGUUACCUGCGACUCCAACAAUCACGUCAUUCGCUUAGACUUGGGCAAUUCUAACAUCUCUGGAACCUUGGGCCCAGAACUUGGCCAGCUACCCCACCUUCAAUACCUGGAGCUCUAUAGGAAUAACAUAAGUGGCAAGAUUCCUGAAGAAAUUGGUAACUUAAAGAACCUUAUUAGUAUGGAUUUGUAUGAUAACCAAUUAGAAGGGAACAUCCCAAAGUCAUUUGGCAAGUUGAAGUCACUUAAAUACCUACGAUUAAACAACAACAAGCUCACAGGAUCAAUCCCAAGAGAGCUCAUUCAUCUUAAAAAUCUCAAAAUCUUUGAUGUUUCUAAUAAUGACCUCUGUGGAACAAUACCAGUAGAAGGCAACUUUGAAUCCUUCCCAAUGGAAAGUUUUGAGAAUAACAAAUUCAGCGGCCCAGAACUGAAAGGACUGGUUCCUUAUGAUUUUGGAUGCUGAAGAAUGGUAGAAUUCGUCAUUUCAUUACUCUUGCCUUCUUAACUUGGGCAGCAAGUGGUAUUUGCCACAAUUCGAAUGUCGAUAGAUAAAAUGAAUUUAUCAUCGGUGACAUGCCUCGUCAUUAAAAUACAUGCUUGUUAUAAUACUAAUAGUUUAUUUGCAAUCCCUCCAUGUUAUCUUGCAACUAAGUCAAAAUUCUUCAGAAUGAUUUAUUUCGCAAAAUCCUACCAAUUA
This is a messenger RNA of Cajanus cajan (pigeon pea), 997 nucleotides long. Its product is annotated as leucine-rich repeat protein 2. The record is from RefSeq and is a predicted model, not a curated record. NCBI's taxonomy places the organism in Eukaryota, Viridiplantae, Streptophyta, Magnoliopsida, Fabales, Fabaceae.